AUGUUAUUGUCAAGUGAAUCUUGGACUAAAAUAUUCAUCUUGUGCAAUUGUAGUUUUAUAGUGUUCGGUGUUGUUCUGUUAGCACUCGGAAUUCAACCACAAAUCACUUUAAAUCAAUUCAGAACUAUACUACAAAAUGCGAAACCAGAGAUCUUCCUGGUUGUCAGUAUUUCAGGUGGUCUCGGUAUACUAGGAUCAUUUGUUGGCAUUUAUGGACACUCGAUGAAACAGAAAAUGAUCAUAUAUUUGAACAUUUUCGUUUUGCUUAUCGUGACUUGUAUGUGGAUCGGAAUGGCAUCAAAAGUAGCUUUAACGGAAGACAGGUUCCUUAAUUUAGUUAAUAGCUCACUGAGUUCUACUGUUAAAGAAUAUGAGAAACGUGUUGAUUAUCGAAUGGAGUUUGACGAAUUACAAAAGAGUUUUUACUGCUGUGGAGCAAAUUCGGAAAAUGAUUAUCGACAUCCACAACAUACUAGGUCAGUACUAACACCUGCUUCAUGUAAAUACGACAGAUUCGCAUAUCCUAAAGGAUGUGUAUCAGCGAUCAUUGAAUAUACACAAACUUAUCUAAAUCUAAUCAUGUAUCUAUGUUUCACAUUCGGGAUUAUUCAAGCGGUCUACUUGUUAUUGUCAUUUCUGAGAAUACGUAAAUUUGAUGGUGACGAUUUUCUAUCUGCAUAA
This is a messenger RNA of Schistosoma margrebowiei, 681 nucleotides long. The record is from the annotation of a GenBank genome assembly. Lineage: Eukaryota; Metazoa; Platyhelminthes; Trematoda; Strigeidida; Schistosomatidae.